Cynocephalus volans (Philippine flying lemur) is the source of this 2709-nucleotide messenger RNA. RefSeq names its product CCCTC-binding factor like (gene CTCFL). Lineage: Eukaryota; Metazoa; Chordata; Mammalia; Dermoptera; Cynocephalidae. Gene Ontology annotation, cellular component: nucleus. The transcript is spliced from 13 exons. Bases 1 to 2709 code for a protein of 902 amino acids. The record is from RefSeq and is a predicted model, not a curated record. Gene Ontology annotation, biological process: regulation of transcription by RNA polymerase II. Gene Ontology annotation, molecular function: RNA polymerase II transcription regulatory region sequence-specific DNA binding; DNA-binding transcription factor activity, RNA polymerase II-specific.
AUGGCAGCCACUGAGAUUACUUCCGAGCAAUUCACCAAAAUCAAAGAGCUGGAGUUGAUGCGGGAAAAUGGCCUGGAGAAGGAGGAGGAGGAAGAUGGAGUGUGCAGAGUGAAGGAGCGUGGGACCCCUGGUGAGCUGGAGGCUGAGUGUGCCUAUGGGGCCCUCCAGGCCAAGGUCAUGGAAGGAGAGCUGGAGCUGGUGCCGGUCACCUCGGAGGAGAGCAGGAGGCAUAUGCUGUCCCUGCAGACAGUCGACCUCACUUCUGCAGAUGUGGAGCUGCAGGACAUUGGCUGGCUGAGCACACAGCAGCAGGAGGGGGUGCAGGUGGUGGUGCAGCAGGCAGGGAGCGGGCUGCCGUGGCUGCUGUUCCUGGGCGAGGGGCCCCAGCAGCUCAUGCAGCAGUGUGUGGCCCUUCCUAUCCAGGAAGUGGAGGUGGUGCAGUGUCACCUUCUGGAGGAGGAGCUGAUGGUGGCCAGCGAUGACAGUGAGUUAGUGGUGAACCUGGCUGAAAGCACUGGAUUGAUUGAGCUUGAGAAAGGUCAGGAGGAGGACCAGCUGUUGGCUGAAGGAGGAUUUGCUGAGAGAACCGAAGAGCAGGCAGCGAAGCCCGGAGAGGAAGGAAGAGACAAUAUUGUUCCAACAAUUUCAAAUUUAAACAUGGAAGAACAAGAAGAUAAACUUACAUCUGAGCAAGAAAAUGUUGAAAAAGCCAAUUCUACAGAAAAUCGAAGAAAGACAAAGGGAGCAAAACAAACCUACCACUGCGAUAGCUGUGUGUUCACCUCUCCUAAAAUGUCAAGUCUUAAUCACCAUGUGAAAACUCACACCACCAAGAAGCCCCACAUGUGCCACCUUUGCCUGAGAACUUUCCGCACCGUUACCCUCCUGCGGAAUCACAUCAAUACCCACACAGGAACCAGACCCUAUAAAUGUGAUGACUGCGACAUGGCUUUUGUCACCAGUGGAGAACUCGUCCGACACAGGCGUUACAAACAUACUCACGAGAAGCCCUUUAAGUGCUCCCUGUGCAAGUACGCUAGUGUAGAGGCAAGUAAACUGAAGCGCCACGUACGUUCGCACACAGGAGAGUGCCCCUUUCAGUGCCACCUCUGCAGCUACGCCAGCAAAGACAGCUACAAGCUGAAGCGGCACAUGCGGAUACACUCAGGUGAGAAGCCGUACGAAUGUCACAUCUGCCAUGCCCGAUUCACCCAGAGUGGGACCAUGAAAAUACAUGUUCUGCAGAAGCAUAGUGAGAACGUCCCCAAACACCAGUGCCCUCAUUGUGCCACCAUCAUUGCGAGGAAAAGUGACCUGCGUGUCCAUUUGCACAACUUACACACCUACAGAGCUGCAGAGAUGAAGUGCCGCUACUGUUCUGCUGUCUUCCAUGAACGCUAUCCCCUCAUUCAGCACCAGAGAACUCACAAAAAUGAGAAAAGAUUCAAGUGCGAACACUGCAAUUACGCGUGCAAGGAGGAACGUCAUAUGACCGUUCAUGUACGUAUCCACACUGGAGAGAAACCAUUUGUCUGUCCUUCCUGUGAUAAAUGUUUUCGACAGAAGCAACUUCUAAACGCUCACUUCAAGAAACACCAUGAUUCAAAUUUCAUCCCGACUGUUUACAAAUGUCCUAAGUGUGGCAAAGGCUUUUCCCGUUGGAGUUACGUGCACAGACAUUCAGAGAAGUGUGACCUGGGGCAAGAGAAGCCAGCCACCUCUGGAAAAGGACAGAGAAUGAAAAGGAGAAGGCAGCCGGCCACACCAGAGGAGGAAAAGGAAGCUGCCUUCUCCAUCCCAGACCCCUGGUGCCUGCCUCGGAGCAGGGGCCUGGCCGACCCGUCACUCGCAGACGGACCCCGUUGCAGUGGCUCCUUCCCGUCCUGCCUCUUCCCACUGCCAGCUGGCGUUCCCACCACCCUCGCCAGCUUCCAGAGCCUUCUAUGUCAGGCCUCCUGGAUGAGCAGGCUGGCCCCCAUCCACGCCCACACCUGCAUCCACACCACCACCCACAUCCACCUGCACCCACACCUGCGUCCACACCCACCUGCGCCCAUGCCUGUGUCCACAUUUGCGCUUUACACCUGCAUUCACACCACCACCCACAUCCACCUGCACCCAUGCCUGUGUCCACAUCUGCCUGCACCCACGCCCAUGUCCACACUUGCGCUCACACCUACAUCCACACCGCCACCUGUGCCCACACCACCACCCAUCCACACCGCCACCUGUGCCCACACCACCACCCGUCCACACCACCACCUGUGCCCACACCACCAGCCACCCACACCUUCGUCCACACCUGGGCCCACAAUCAGGCCCAUACCCUCUCCUAAGGCUUCCAUUGCUUUCCAUGGCACAUCACUGGUGACCUGGCACUCCCUCUCCUGCCCACCUCUGAAGCCAGGCCAGGCCAGGCCAGCCCUUUCCUUGCCUGCGAUUCCCGAUGACUCCUGUGCACCAGCAGGUCCCCAGAUCUCAGCUCUGACCACCAUCCCCCAGUUAGUCCCACCUCAUAGGCGCUGGCAGGACCACGCCUGUGCACCUGCCUCCCUCUCCAAUGCUGCUGCUGAGGAGGCUUCCCUCCUGAAAGAAGGACAGUCCCCAGGUGAGACGGUUCCUGUUAGCUACGAAGAAGUCACAGCCGAAAGCAUGGACCUGGCUGGAGACCCGACCUGCGAGGUGAUCCUCAACCUGAUGGAUAAGUGA